CCACCAAAGGAAACCUUCUCCUCAUCUUCCUCUUUUAGCCGACAAGCUUCCAUAGCAGCAAACCAAAUUCAAUUCAAUUCAAUGGUUUCAUUUCAACAGGGCAUGCAGCAUUUUCGAAAUUACUACAACUCAGAAGCUUCAAUGAUAGGAAGUAGCUUUCCCCGGACAUUCCUCUCACAAACAUACAAGAACAGUUUCUCAAAGCCAAGAUCAACUGAAGAGAUCAAAUUAUUGGCUGCUAAGAAACACAGUGAAGCAGAAAAGAGACGUAGAACGCGAAUCAAUGGUCAAUAUGACACGCUCCGCAACACCCUCCCCAACAUAAUCAAAAAGGACAAAGCAACAGUACUGUCAGAGACUAUCAAGCAAGUGAAGGAGCUGAGGAAAAAAGUAUCCAAAUUGGAAGUUGAUGGUCCAAAGGAGGUUAAGUUUCCUAGUGGGGCAGAUAGACUGAACUUGGAAAAAUGCAAUGAAGACAAAGGUAUGAUAGUGAAGGCCACUUUAAGCUGUGAGGAUAGGCCUGAAUUGAUGUCAGCCAUAGCAAGGGCUCUGAGGUCAAUGAAAGCCAAUGUGAUAAAGGCUGAGAUGUUGACUGUGGGUGGAAGAACCAGAACUGUGUUGUGGGUGCAAGGUAUUGGUACUGAAGGUUUGGGGAAGCUCAAGAGUACUUUGAAGGUUGUCAUGCACAAGCCAAGCUUUAAGAUGAGGAGGUUUACUCAAUAACUGUUUGUGUUGUAGGAUUCACUUUAUCCUAACUUCUAAUGGUGGUGGAAUAUUGACUCAGUCAGGAGCUAUAACAAGUAAGGCUAAUAAUAAUGACUUUAGGGACUUUCAACUGGUUUGGAUGUAAAAUAAAGAGCACUUCUUGAAGCUUAUCUAGUGCUUUUUUUUAAGUAGAUAAGCUUCAAUAAGUCUGUAUCCAAACAAGCUCUUUAGCUAAUAAGUAAUAACCUUUGCAGUUAACAUGCACCUAUUAGCAUGUAUAUUAUGGAUAUCAUGUUUGACUCUUCAUGUGAAGUGUAUAAUAACAUGACAGGUUAACAUGUAAGCAGCCUCAUGUUAGUCAUCAUUAGUUUGUAAUACUAAUACCAUAACCUGAGUUAUAGAGAAGGAAGCAAAAAGUGUGGAGAACAAAAAAAAAAUCAGUUUCAUGCCAAUGUGAAGAGAUACAAAGUACAAAUUGUUGUUUCUAAGAAAUUGAAUAAAAUCUCAAUGGCUGCCUUUUAUUUAUGUUAUAAAGUGGUUAUCAGCUUUGUAAAUUAAGUAAUGAAUUAUUAAUCAUUUUGUUUUUAUUGAUUAAAAAUUCAUUCUUGAAUGGAGCAUGAACAUGAAACAGGAACCCUCACCCUACUUGUAUGAUUCAAAUGAUGAUUUUCACUAUACCAAAAAUGUCCCAGAUGAUUGCUACCUCAACUCAAAUUCAAAUGUAUCUCACUUGUUCUUCUCAUUUGUAAACCAGAAAUUGAGCAGAGAAUGAAACACUG
This is a messenger RNA of Lotus japonicus, 1484 nucleotides long. Its product is annotated as transcription factor bHLH131. Gene Ontology annotation, biological process: regulation of DNA-templated transcription. The record is from RefSeq and is a predicted model, not a curated record. Gene Ontology annotation, molecular function: DNA-binding transcription factor activity; protein dimerization activity. The transcript has 3 exons. Lineage: Eukaryota; Viridiplantae; Streptophyta; Magnoliopsida; Fabales; Fabaceae. Bases 82 to 723 code for a protein of 213 amino acids.